UGCAAAUCCGGUAUAUUGCCAUAGAAAGAGGGAGAUCGACGACAUUUCUAAUCGUGCAAGAAAGUUAAGAUUUCCAGCCUGUUACGACAGCCUUAAUGGCAACAUUUACAAAUAACAGUCAACCUCAAGCAUGGGGUCAAGCUGCACCUAACUUUAUGAAUCCCGAAUGGGAAAAAGCAAGACAAGCAUUGGAAAAAGUACAGUCAAUAACCAAAAGUCCAACAAAACCAGUGCAAAACAAUCAGAAUCAAGUUCAACAACAACAGCAACAACAACAACCAUCGCCAGCUGAUAUGUAUUAUCAACAAUAUAUGUAUUAUACACAGUAUAUGCCACCAAACCAAAACAUGGGAAUGGGUGGACAGCCAAGACCAAUGGGAAUGGGAGGACCACCAGGUCCAAUGGGAAUGGGUGGUCCUGCUAGAAUGAAUGGACCUUCAUUUACAAACUUCAAUCAGCCACCACCCCCACCACCAGAAGAAAAUGAAAUUCCUGUCAAAAAUGGUCCUAAUGAAGAAUCCUUUGGGGAAUAUACUCCUAACCAGAGACCGGGUGAUGUUCAAAAUAAUCAACAACAAAAUAACAACCCAAGGGGACAACACAUGCAAGGACCACGCUUCCAAAAUAGACCAAGACAACCUCUAGGACCAGGUGGUAUACGAUUUAGUUUACCAAAGAAAAACAGAGGAAGAGGAGGUGCCCAAAAUAUGAACCAACGGUUUCCCUCUCCAAGGGGACCAAGACCAAACUUUGAUUGGCAAAAUAAGCGAGGCAAGUCCCCUGCACAGCAACAAAAUGAUCGGUCCCAACCAAGAGGAGGAAUGGGAGGACCUAGUUCCUAUCGUCAUGACUCUGGAGAGACCAGUUCUAGGAGAGAUGAGGCUGAUGAUGUGUUUGAUUCUAGAUCUAAACUGCCAAUAGAAAAUGAGAAAGCAGCAGUAGCAGCACAAGGAGAAUGGCCACCUAGUUUAAGGGAUUAUGUUCAGAGAGCCUUCUCUAGUGUAGCAGAUACAGAGGAGAAAGAUAAGAUGGAGACGGUUCUGAAGGAACUAUUGACUGAUGUCUUCAGUACUGGUAAAGCUUGGUCCACAGACUGGAGUAGAGAACCACUGCCUUUAGGUAAAAAAGACUCAUCAUCAUCACCUCCCAAGUACAGUGACAUGUAUCAAAAGAGAGGGUCAUGGGGGGACAAUAGAAGGGGAAGUCCAUGGGAAAAUAAAAGGGGUAGAGGGAGGGGGGUUAGAAAAUCAAGUAACUUCCAGGCAAAUGCCAAAAGUUUAUAUUCAAAAGACAGAGUGCCAACAUAUAGGUCAAGAUCAUAUUCAAGUGACAGUUCUAGUUCACGCUCCAGUUAUUCUAAAUAUAGUUAUCCAAGUUCAAGAUCAAGGUCUAGGUCACGAUCCAGAUCAAAGUCUCCACGACGAAAAGAUGACAGACGUGUAAACAGGAGGAGAAGGCGUGAUAGCAGUGAAAGUUCAUCCAUCUCCAAGAGAUUAGAGAGCAAAUCAACACCCAGUAAAGAAAACCGCUUCUCAAGGGGUGGUCGUGGAAACAGACGAGGUAGGGGUGGACGAGAUACACCAGGAAAGGGAAGAGGAAAUAUAAACAAAAAAUCUCCCACUGAAACGGGAGCAGGAAAACAACUCAAAAGAAAAGGAAAGAACCAAAUAUUCUUUGAAGAGGAAGAUGACCCAGAAAAAGAAGCCAGAUUAAAUAAAAGGGCUGCCAGAUUCAGCAGUCAUUUACAGAGCAACAAGAAAGCCAGACAGCAUCUUACACUGUCUAUUAACAAUUAUACAAACUCAUCAGAUGAUGACGUAGAAGAUAUUCACAACUUUAAUAUUGUAGGAACUUGUCAAGAUCUAGAGAAAAGAUACCUACGUUUGACUAGUGCUCCUACAUCAGAACAGGUAAGACCAGUCCAUAUUUUAAAGAAGGCCUUAAAGAUGGUGCAGGAAGAUUGGAAGGAGAAACAUGAUUACCACUAUGCAUGUGAACAGCUGAAAUCCAUCCGACAGGAUCUAACUGUUCAAGGAAUCAGAAAUGAGACAACUGUAAUGGUCUAUGAAACACAUGCUAGAAUAGCAAUGGAAAAGGGAGACCAUGAAGAGUUUAACCAAUGUCAGACACAGUUGAAGUUAUUAUACCAUGAUGAUGUCUCCAAAGGGAACAGAUUAGAGUUUACAGCUUACAGAAUAUUAUAUUAUUUGUUUACUUCUAAUACGCUUGACAUGACAACAGUGUUAGCUAGUCUAACACCAGAGUGUAGAGAGGACGAAUGUGUCCUCCACGCCUUAGCAGUCAGGUCUGCGUUGGCUUUAUCUAGUUAUCAUAGAUUCUUUAAACUUUAUAGCAAAGCACCCAAAAUGUCGGGUUACUUAUUGGAUUGGUUUACAGAUAGAGUAAGAUUUACAGCCCUGAAAACCAUUGUAAAAUCAUAUCGUCCCACAGUGUCGAUCAGUGUUGUACAGACUGAAUUAGGGUUCUCAAACCUUGAUGAUUGUUUACAGUUCCUCACGGACAAAGGGGCAGUUGUAUCACAGGACUCGUCAAUAUUGGAUUGCAAAUCUAGUUCUAAUCUUAGUUCAUCUUGAAGGACCUAAUCUAGCAGUGUAAUUCUUGAAAUGAUCUCAGUUUAAAAGUCCAAGGAUUUAAUGGGAAGAGUGGGAUUCCGCCAUUAUUGUGGGAAUUAGGUCAGAGUAGGUACACCCUUGGUCUCGCCAGCAUGUUACUAAGAAAUUAUGCAAAUAUUUCUGUCAAAGGAAGUUUUCAAUUAAUGAUUGUGCUGUUCAAGAGACAUUGUAAAUUUAUUCUGCUCAGCAGUGAAAUCAAUGACAUUGUUGAAAUUGUUUGCGUGUUUGUCUUGUGUGUAAAGAAUUUGUUACUUAUUUGUAUAUGGACGGUUAUGAAGAAUUAUCAUCAAUAAGUCUUAUAUUGGAUUAGUACAGGUGAAAUAAUCAUGACUUUAUAUAGUUACCAGUAAUAUGCAUCAUUCAAUGUUGUCGUUCAUUUUCAACUUCCAUGGUUGGUAUCUGGUUCAUCAACUCCGUUUUAAAGUUUAGAAAAGCGCAACAUCAUAAAGAAGCCCAGCAGUCCUAGCUUACCACAGAAUCAACAAACAUCAAUAUAGAAAAUAACCUCAUUCAAGGCGAUAAGACAUGUCCAUAAAAUGCUUCCUUCACCAGUAAGACAUAAGUCACAUCAUCUUUUACAGUAUCAUUCAGCAUAUAUUGUGUUAGGUUAAUUCACCACCAAUCAAGCGACCGAUGAAGCCUACAAUUUAUUUCUUUAUGCCUGUAGAAUUGGUUUAAUCUUUUUCCAGUGUAAUGAGAAGGUCCCGUCAACCCACUUGUUUGAAUUUCAAUAUUUAUUUUCCAAGUACCUCCAAAAGCCACAAUUUUCAGAACAUAUAUUCCAAACCAGUUGUUCUAUGUUGGCCUAACACAAUCACGCAUCGACAAUGCCAGUCCGUUAUAACAUGAUAAGAAGAAGCCAUUCAACUUGACACUUGCCAGGCACCAAGAACACACAACAGUUACCGUUGGAAGAUAUCAGCAAUGUAUUACAAUUGCCACCGUCUCAACCGUCACCAAGCAGCAGUAAUGUAUCACUACCGUUUCCUGUCAUUAGAUGAAUGUUUUUACAACAACCAGAUCGUUACCAGACAGCAGUUAUUUAUCACAAUCGUGGCCGUGACCAGAUUACAGAAAUACAUCGUGAUCGCGACCGUUACCAGUCCAUAGUAAUUUCUUACAAUAGCAACCAUCAGCAGAUUACAGAUAUAUUCCACCACCUGACCGUUACCAGACAACAUCAAUACAUCAUGAUCGCGAACGCUCCCAGACAGCAUAAAACAUCAUGAUCGCGAACGUUACCAGACAACAGCAAUACAUCAUAAACGCUACCGGUACCAGUCUUAAUGCAAAUUCUUACGAUAGCAACUAUCAGCAGAUUUCAGCAAUAUUCUGCCACUUGACCGUUACCAGACAUAGCAAUACAUCAUGAUCGCGACCGUUACCAGUCCUAAUCUAUUGGAAAUGAUUGCAACCGUUGGUAGAUAGCAGCAAUUUUCCGUCACCUUAGUGAUCUAGUAUGCAGGUAAACAUCAAAAUCGCUUCCGUAACUGGUAUUAUGUCACGAACCGACCGUAACCAGACAGCAGUUGUACAUCACAAUGAUGACCGUUCCCUGGCAAUUGUAAUACAUCUCUGUUGCACCGUAUUUGAACCGCCAUUCAAGACCAUGACGUAUUAGAUGGAGAGGGGUUAGCUGUUUAUGGUUCCAUAUAAUCAUCUGUAACCUGUAGUGUUUUUAGAUGUAAGUUAAUGGUAAAACAUCUAAAGAUACUACUUGAAUCCCUGAAACCACAGAUAUUUUCACGUCCAGAAAAUAUACAGUCCUGAAGAGGAUAUCAGAAGUAUCCGCAAGCCUUUUACGUCCGUAUGGACAUGUCUUAAGUCGCAUCUUUUCUACCAAUACAUCAUGAGAAGAAGUAAGUAAGAAUAGCAGAUCAACAAGAAGGGUGUUUGUUUGAAAUGGUGGAGUUUGGUACUAAUAUCAUCACAUAUUUUAUGUUGGCAUGUUUGGUAAUCAGUUAUACUUAAUUACAUGAUCUUUGGAUUACAGAACAGCCAGUUGAUAUACAGCAGUCUGUUCCUGAAGAUGACCACAUUUCUUUUCCAUGUUUAAGAUCUUAACAUGGAGGAUAAAUGUGGCCAUCCGUUUGACCAGUGGCAUUAUCAACUUCUUUUGUAAAUAAACAUUGCUAGAACAGAUUUCGUCAAUAUGUUCCUCAAGGACCAGUCCAUACUGGGGAGCAGUAUUAUGAAACAUUAAAAUUAUCUGCCAAUAAUUGUAGUAAAUGACUGUUCAAUAUUUAUCUCUGAACUUUGUUUAGUGUUUUUCGAAAGAUAUCGUAAUAUAAUGUUGAUGUCAUGGACAGUUUUCAUGAAGACAUAUCUGUUUAUCUAUUCAGCCUCAAAGGACAUUUCAGAUUUGUUUCUUGGAAGUUUUUCUCAGUCCAUAUGUUUGUGUGAUGUCCUGGACCAAUUUUUAACUAUCAAAUGAACUUUAUUUUUGUCAAAACACCAAAUUUUUACUUCUAUUUAUUUCAACAGCAUGAGAUAAGAUUCAAAGUAUUUAUUCUUCUAUUCCAUUUGGGACAUUUUACAUAGUAUUAUACAUACAACAAAUGUGAAACUUAAAAUAGGUUGGACUUGAUGUGAUGUUGAACAUCGUUUGUGAUAUAAACAGCAGGCUGUGAUCACAUUGUACAUGUAUUAAUCCAUUUCUCUUUUUUCAGAUGUAAAAUAUUGUCGCACAUCUUCAUUCAAAUAUAAGAUGUUUCCAUUAUAGAAAAUAAUAAUGUACAAAUUAA
Mytilus trossulus (common blue mussel) is the source of this 5377-nucleotide messenger RNA. RefSeq names its product leukocyte receptor cluster member 8 homolog. Bases 96 to 2594 code for a protein of 832 amino acids. The record is from RefSeq and is a predicted model, not a curated record. Gene Ontology annotation, cellular component: nucleus. NCBI's taxonomy places the organism in Eukaryota, Metazoa, Mollusca, Bivalvia, Mytilida, Mytilidae. The transcript is spliced from 16 exons.